GCAUUAUCUCUCGAACGGGUAAACACUUUGGAUCGCCCGAGGGGUCCGUACGAAAAGCACGACGACGAAACGCCUUUCGCCGGGGAAGUCUUAAGGUAAAGGGGGUUGGACUUUGGGUAUUGUCUUUCGUCUGUAUUUCUCCAGUUUCGACCGAAGCCAAAACUAUGAGCAUUCGGGGCGAGGCCAUGUCCGAGACGAAUUCCGACUGCACGGCAGGCCGGGAAAGCUCGAUCGGCAGCCGGGAAGACUUACAGGAAAUAAUGACCAAUCUGGGGAUAUCUUCCGUCGACCUACUCGCCCAGGACAGGUUCAGAGUGGACAGGAAACUCUUGGAAAAUCUCCUAUUUGGUGGUGACAAAAAUGCGGCUUCUGACUUGUUCCUCAGUAUUAUGCGCGAAACAAGAACACACAUUGCAUGGCCUUCCAGGCUUAAGUUAAACGCUAAAUCGAAGAAAGACCCACACAUCAGAAUAUUGGGCAGAACUGACGACGUUAAAUUAGCACACGACAGGGUCUUGGCGACUCUAGGACCCAAGGUAUUUCUAAAUUUACAACAGAAACCUAAGAACAAAAAAAUUGAAAUGUUUUUCCAGGGGAACAGAGUCAACAUGAAAAUAGACGUAAGUUACACCGAGCACUCGCACAUUAUAGGAAAAGGUGGUUUGACAAUCAAGAGAGUGAUGGAAGAGACGGCAUGUCACAUCCAUUUCCCGGACUCAAACAGGAGCAACCCUGUUGAGAAAAGCAACCAAGUUUCAAUAGCUGGAGAUGUCGCUGGUGUGGAAAAAGCAAGAGCGAAAGUCCGAGAACUCACACCGCUAAUUUUCUGCUUCGAACUUCCCAUACUUGAAGCCCCGAUGCUGAGUCCGGACCAAGUAUCUCCUUAUAUCAAAGACAUUCAGGACACGUACAAUGUUCAGGUGAUGUACAGGACAAGGCAAAAGCUCUACUCCACUCUCGUUGUCGUCAAAGGCUGUGAGUGGGAAGUUUCAAGAGUUAAGGAAGCGACGAAGUUGCUCAUUGCUCACAUGUGCAAGUCCCUUGCCGACCACGUGACUGUUCAAGUGAUGUUGGAAAUAUCACCACACCACCAUAGCGUGGUUUUGGGUAAAAACAACGAAAAUCUCAAGGCCAUCAUGAUGAACACAAAGACUCAGAUAACUUUCAUCGACCCUAUCGAUCCAAAUAUACCGUCUUUGAAAAAGAGUAACGUAACAAUAACAGGAUCUAUAAACGAUGUUUAUCUGGCACGUCAACAACUCAUUGGCUCUCUUCCUGUUUUAUUUAUGUUUGAUGUUCCUGAGACCUCACCUGCAGUCGAGACAACAAGAAUAAGUGACAUUAUGAACAAACAGAAUGUCCUUAUAACCACCAGGCAUAAAGUAAAGCAGAAUAUAAUAACAUUUAUUAUCAAGGGGAUCGAAAGGAACAUUGGUGACAUUUAUGAAGCCCACAAAAGACUAAUUGGAUCAAAUGAACCUUCAGUUCAAGUGGAAAUACCGCAGAGCUAUUUUAUUCCCAAUUCGAGUCCAAUUUAUAAGCCUAUUUGGAACUGCAAUGAUCCAGCACAUCCGACGUACCAAAAUUUAACAACCCCAGUCUUGCUAAGCCCAAUGAUUGGACGCUCUGAGCCAUUAUGGUCCCACAUCCCACAUUAUAUGCUAGCCCAACAUUUAACAUUGCCUCCAUCUUUAUCACCUCUCCCAUACCAUUCGGACCUUAACCACUAUUCUUACAGUACAUUGUCUCUUCCAGAAUUCCCAGUCUAUUCGUCUAUGAGCAGUAAUGCGAGUAGCCUUUCGAGUUCAAGAACGACAUCCCCCAUACCUUAUCCAGUGCCAGAAAAACCGAAACCAGAAUUGGCCACCUCCUGUGAAGAACCAGACCAAUCGAAAAUCCCCCCUGGCUUUAAACGUCCAAUGCUCACUCACAGCGACUUUCAAAAAUUUAAAAUUCAAGCUAUGCAAGCAAUGCGUAAAUCACCAAAUGCGACUAACUUCAGAGUUCCAACAUCAACUUGGUCUGGCUAUGGUUUCAGUCAUUCUUCACCAACCUCAUCUUUACUUGAACUGAAAACAAACAAAGAAAAAACAGUUAAGUUUGACAAAGAUAAAUGGAUGAGUGGGUCUGGAGAGUUUUCCCCAACACAGAGUGACACUUUUACAAGUAGCGUUUCAACUGAAUGUAAUCCUCUUGCAUCGAGCAAUAUAUAUGACUCCAUUACUAAGAACACACUAUCUACAAUAACAAGCUUGCCGAUGUCUGACCUCUCAACCCUCCUUGUGAAUAUUGGACUGGAACAGUACAUAAGAUUGUUUGAAUCUCAAGAAAUAGACCUGAUGACAUUUAAGACGCUUACAGAUCUGGACUUAAAGGAAAUAGGAGUUAGUGCUUUGGGAGCACGGCGUAAAUUGAUGCUCUGCAUAGCAGAGCUGAACAAAAGACAAAGAAGCCCAUUCAGAGGGAGUGCAGCCCCGGGAGCCGAGAGGAAAAAUCCUUCCACAAAUAGUCUGAAUGAUUUGACAAGUCAUAACUGAAGAAAGUUCAUUAAAAAAUAUUUUUCUAUAAUGUGAUUAAAUAGCCUGGUGAUAGCUAUUAGUUUACUGAUAAUUAGAAAUUAGAAAUGUAUAUUAUAUUGAACAGUGUUCAAAACUGCAUGGUAUUUAUUAUAUUGCAUGUAGAUCAAAAUUAUUAUUGAUAAGUGACUUACUAACUAAACUAUCUUUAUAUUCUGUUCAGUUCAUUUAAUGAAAUUUAAAAAAAAACUUUAAAAAAACUAAUACCGAAUGCAAACAUUGAAACUAACAUUAGGAAAUGCAAAGGAUUUCAAUACAACAACUCUGUACACAAAUUCAACUAUUUUUAAAAUAUUUGUUUUUGCCUAAAUCAGUUUUACAAGAAAUCAUGGAUAUUUUAAACAAUCAUCAAAUGAGAAAUUUAAUAGUAGCAUGUUUUAAACUAUUUAUAAUUGUAUUGUUAAUCUCACUACGCUAGAUUCUUAUUGUAAUUUAUUUAAUUUAUUCUUAUUUUUUAUCUUAAAUGAUAAAUUCGGUAAAAACCCCAAAUUAUUGAAUCAUUUUUUAUGUAGUAUUGUAUAACUUUAAUUUACAAUUUUUCUUUUUUUUGUUUAUUUUUUGUUUGCUUUUUUAGAAAAUAGAAAUAACAACAAGAAAAAUUUUAGGAUCUGUAGUCUGGCUAGAGUAUACUAUUUGUUUUUCCCUGUAUGUUGUUAACAUUUUAAAAUGGUUGUUAUUUAUUAUAAACUGAAAUCUUAACUUAUAAUGUGAGCCCUAAAAGGAAAACUGAUGGUCAAUAUAUUUUAAUAUCGUUCAUUUUAAUGUGAAAACUUACUUCCAACAGAAAUUAUUUAAGAAAAAA
Cimex lectularius (bed bug) is the source of this 3378-nucleotide messenger RNA. It is a transcript of the gene BicC, whose product is annotated as protein bicaudal C homolog 1-B. The transcript is spliced from 15 exons. The record is from RefSeq and is a predicted model, not a curated record. Lineage: Eukaryota; Metazoa; Arthropoda; Insecta; Hemiptera; Cimicidae. Gene Ontology annotation, cellular component: cytoplasm. Gene Ontology annotation, molecular function: RNA binding; protein binding. The coding region runs from base 165 to 2537 and encodes 790 amino acids.